This is a messenger RNA of Cercospora beticola, 708 nucleotides long. RefSeq lists its product as uncharacterized. The record is from RefSeq and is a predicted model, not a curated record. NCBI's taxonomy places the organism in Eukaryota, Fungi, Ascomycota, Dothideomycetes, Mycosphaerellales, Mycosphaerellaceae.
AUGCAGCUCAACACGAUCCUCGCGGCGCUGUUCGCAGGCGCCGUGGUGGCCGACAGCGCUUCCAUCAACUUUGAUGCGGCCAUCACCAACGGGGCGACUGUCGUCUACUCGACUCGCGUCCAGACCGUUUUCUCCUGCGGCCCAGAUGUCACCGACUGCCCAACGCUCACGUCCGUCAUCGACAAGACUACGACCAUCUGUCCAGUCACCGCAUCUCUCGGCAUUUCGACUGAAACGACUGCUUCCUCUUCCGGCGGCUCGACCGUAACUGUCACCAAGACCGCCGCCGUCUCCUCCACUGCUGUCUCCUCCACGGCCGUCUCUUCCACGGCUGCUCCGUCGACUGCACCGCCAAAGGUGCCCGUGCCACUACAUACGACCCUCGGAUCUCCCGAGACAACUAGCACAGUCGCAACCACUACCGUUGUCAAGUACACCUCAUUCGUCUUCAGCACGGUGACCGCUCCGGCCAACUUCUCGAGCACUAUUAGUGGCUCGACCAUUUCUGCCAACAGCACUAUCGCGCACACUACCGUGUCCGGAAGCAUUGGUGCUCCGACUAGCUCGCUGAACGGCACUUUGUCGACGGCCACCGCUCCAGGUACUAGCCCGUCUCAAUCGAUCGUCCCAUAUACUGGCGCCGCCGCUGGAACAUCAAGCUCGCUUCUCUUGGUCCUGGUCGCGGCCGCUGCGGCGUUCCGCAUCUAA